AGCAUGAACGAGUAACUUGCAAUCAUCUAGCUAAAGCUAAUGUGCCUGGUUAAUGGUUAUGUAGUAGAAGUGCCUGUGUCUGUCAAAAUCUCAAAUCCGGCCAGCUGUGAGGCGUCCAGGGUUGAAUUAAAGAAGCCCACCAGUCCAACCCGGCGACCAAUUUAGGUCCCAUGCCACCGCCUGAUCUACUUCUACGGAGACACAAAAACAGAGAGGAUUGUCUGCGAAAUCUGACUUGAGCAAGAGAAAAUCCUAGAGCUGAAUUAGCAUGGACGACGUUCCUAUUCACAAGAUCCAAAUUUCUGGUCCUGCACUGGCCUCCCUACUCCUCCGUUUCUCCUCUUCCCCCGGUGCUAUUCACGGCCUUCUCUUCGGCCACGUCACUGUCUCCGCGACCUCCUCUCUCUCCGACGAUCCCACCUCCAAUCUAGACCCUUCUUCCGCUGAUGCCGACGCUGGCACCGCCAUUCCGCUUCUUACAGCCACAGUCACCUCCUUCCUCUCCCUCCCUUCGCACCUCCCUCUCCCACUCCAACCCCUCCCGAAUCCUAACCCACCUUCCUCCUCCCUCCUCGGCUGGUUCUCCGCCCGCCGCAGAACCCCUCUCCGCCCCUCCCUUAACGAUUCCACCACCACGCACGCUCUCUCCUCCUCUACUUCCCUCUCCUUCACUCCUCCACAAUGCUCCAAUCUUCACACCCUCACCCUUCCCCCUUCUCUGUUCCUCCUCCUAACCUCGCCCUUGCAAGAUCAGCUCGUCCAUACGCACCAGUAUAAAGCUUUCCACUAUCGAAUUUCUACCGAUUCCUUCGAACCCAAAAGCUUAGAUAUUGUCAACAUUGGCCCAUCUUUCCGAUCCCAUUAUGGGUCUUUUAGCACCAACUCUCCGUUUCCCUUGCUACCCUGUGAGUGGAGGUGCUCCAAUGCCAUGGCUGAGGAUGACCAAAGAGAAACUUUAGGGUCUUUGAAGAAGGACCUCAAUGAUCAGAAGGAGUUGGACUUGUGUGCUGAGGAUUUUGAAGUUGGGAGGUUGAAUAGACUAAUGGGUUCUCAGGCUGCAAAUUACACAGCUGAGUUGGAGGAUUUAUACAAUAAAAUGCUUGCCAAGCUGGAUGGACUGUCCAGGCUGGUGGAGAACAGCUCUGCUAAGGUUCUUGAACAGGAACAUCACAAUAUGAAGUUGAGGCUUAAAGUAGCGGGAUUGGAAUAAUUCUCGAUGCUUGCUGGUUUUUCUUUUUGUCCUGUAUGUAAGAUUCUUCAAUAUUGAAGGUGCAUAACGGAGAUCCUGCAGCUUAAUGUGUAAAAUUGAAUAAUUCUGGAGCCUUCUGUGGUUGUGGUUGUUGCCUGUGCUUGGCAUCUUUUCACAGGCUUAGGUAAAGGCAAUCUCUUUCCUUCACCCAAUUGUGAAUUGCAUCUAUGUACCAUUUCUAUCUAGUGGCCUUCCCUCUUUCUGUUGAUACCCACCAGCCAGUAAAUGUAAUUCCUUAGAUUGGAAACUUACUUUUGGCUGGAAUGAAUCAAGCCUAAUUUUUUGCAAGCUUUUGCUUAGUCUUCUCUCUUUAUGUCACUUUAGUACCUCUGCUCUAUAGUUUUGGAGGCUUAACUGUAUAAUGGAACUUUGUCUAAAGCUUCAGAUCAAACCUGUUACAAAACAGAAGUUGAGCCUCGUGUGCAGUGUGCUUCUUUCUGGUACAUUGUUUGAAUGUUUCAGCUACCUUUUUAAGUUUUAUCAUUGGGGAUGGAAGCAUAUUCCAGAUGGGCACUGGCAAUUUUGGCAGGCAAACGUUUCACUGUGUUCCAGUGCAAUGCCAUGUAUGUGGGGGCUCUUCAUGAGAAUCAGUUGUAGCAGUUUUGGCUGCUGUGCGGCUAUGGGGCGUCCGCAGUCCUGUGAAUUGUGGCCAAUAAAAGGGGAGGCUUUUCCAUCUAGCACACGAAUAGGCUGAAAAUUCCUUGUUUGUCCUCCUGUACUAUGGGGAAAUGAAUGAUCAUUUAUUAGUUCCCUCAAGAAAAAGGAAACAAAGCCUUGUUGGAAAAUGACCAACUAGGACUUUAUAUU
This is a messenger RNA of Coffea eugenioides, 2056 nucleotides long. RefSeq lists its product as uncharacterized. The coding region runs from base 269 to 1210 and encodes 313 amino acids. The record is from RefSeq and is a predicted model, not a curated record. Gene Ontology annotation, molecular function: polyubiquitin modification-dependent protein binding. The transcript has 3 exons. Lineage: Eukaryota; Viridiplantae; Streptophyta; Magnoliopsida; Gentianales; Rubiaceae. Gene Ontology annotation, cellular component: nucleus.